Labrus mixtus (cuckoo wrasse) is the source of this 1771-nucleotide messenger RNA. RefSeq names its product branched chain keto acid dehydrogenase E1 subunit beta (gene bckdhb). The transcript has 11 exons. Gene Ontology annotation, biological process: branched-chain amino acid catabolic process; response to nutrient. Gene Ontology annotation, molecular function: catalytic activity. NCBI's taxonomy places the organism in Eukaryota, Metazoa, Chordata, Actinopteri, Labriformes, Labridae. Bases 38 to 1216 code for a protein of 392 amino acids. The record is from RefSeq and is a predicted model, not a curated record.
AUUCAUCUUGCCCUUCCUGUCAGCCAUAACAACAGUGAUGGCGGCGGUUGCACGGUUUUUCAUCCGAGGUGCACACUCCAAACUUUCAAUCUCCAAUGUUGCCACCGGGGCUCAGAGCUCUUUUGGGGCCACAUUGCUCAAGACUUCGCCGGACUGCAGCUCCCGUACAAAAACACAACGAAGACAUGCGGCGCACUUUACCUUCCAAGCUGACCCCGUCCCGACACAAUACGGUCCUACCCAGAAGAUGAACCUGUUCCAGUCAGUAACAAGUGCCUUGGAUAACACCCUUGCCAGUGAUCCAACAGCAGUGAUCUUUGGGGAAGACGUUGCCUUUGGUGGAGUAUUUCGAUGCACGGUUGGCCUGAGAGACAAAUAUGGCAAGGACAGAGUCUUCAACACUCCUCUGUGUGAGCAGGGGAUUGUGGGAUUUGGUAUUGGUGUAGCUGUUGCUGGUGCCACAGCCAUUGCCGAGAUCCAGUUUGCUGACUAUAUCUAUCCUGCAUUUGACCAGAUAGUCAAUGAAGCAGCAAAGUACCGCUACCGUUCUGGCAACCUGUUUGACUGCGGCAACCUCACCAUUCGAGCUCCGUGGGGGUGUGUCGGCCAUGGAUCACUUUACCACUCUCAAAGCCCCGAGGCCUUCUUCGCCCACUGCCCUGGCAUCAAGGUUGUGGUACCUCGUAGUCCAGUACAGGCUAAGGGACUGCUCCUCUCCUGCAUUGCAGACCCGAACCCCUGUAUAUUCUUCGAACCCAAGAUCCUGUACCGAGCAGCAGUGGAGCAGGUUCCUGUGGAGUCCUACACCGUCCCUCUCUCGCAGGCCGAGGUCCUACAGGAAGGAAGUGAUGUCACACUGGUUGCCUGGGGGACACAGGUCCAUGUGAUGAGGGAGGUGGCCAAUAUGGCUCAAGAGAAACUGGGAGUGUCCUGCGAGCUCAUCGAUCUGCAGACCAUCCUACCCUGGGAUGUGGAAACUGUUUGUAAGUCUGUAGUGAAAACUGGACGUCUGCUCAUCAGUCAUGAGGCACCAAUAACCGGAGGCUUUGCUGCUGAAAUCAGCUCUUCAGUACAAGAGGAGUGCUUCCUUAACCUGGAGGCUCCCAUCAGUAGGGUCUGUGGUUACGACACCCCCUUCCCCCACAUCUUUGAGCCUUUCUACAUCCCAGACAAGUGGAAGUGCUUUGAUGCGAUCAAGAGGAUGAUGAAGUACUGAAUUCCUUCAGCUCGACUUUUCCUCCUCAUCUGCCGUCUGCUGUGGAUCGCCAAGUUUUACUUAUUGAACCUCUCUCCUCUUCCAGGGCCAACUUCGGGUCACCGUGAACUCCAAACACUCUUCUUUUCCUCUACAUUCAUCCAAUCAGUGGGAAGCAGCCAGGAAAAGACACUUUGUUGACCAUCGUAUCAGGAAGUAGCAUCCAGAUGGGCUCCAUGUCCCUCGAAGUCUGCCCGUGAAUGGACUGUUACAGAACCUCUGGAUCAGAGAACCUCAUUCUUUUGCAAGACAAAAACAGCCUUGAUUCACUCUGUUUGGUAGAACUCUACUUAUGCAUUCACAUAACAUGAUUUAUUUUCUCUUUAAUAAGAGUGGGGUUCUGUGGGGAUUAGUAGGUUGAAUUUUGCGACUGUCUGCUUCUUUGUGCUGUUACUUUGAAUGUGUUCAGCUCUGCUCUAAUCUUUAUUUAGUUUGACACAAACUCACCCUUAUUGUAAUAAUAUAAUGGAUCUGUGGUUUUUAUUGAAAAUAAAGUAAUCAGAAUUGGUGAAAACA